Molecule: messenger RNA, 1314 nt
Organism: Stegodyphus dumicola
Lineage: Eukaryota; Metazoa; Arthropoda; Arachnida; Araneae; Eresidae
Product: cilia- and flagella-associated protein 36
Cellular component (GO): ciliary base; axoneme
Source: RefSeq, a predicted model, not a curated record
AUGAAAUUCGAGACAGCCCAGCAAGCAAAAUGUGAUGCAGAAGGCCAGGUAGACACGUUAUUAGGAAGUCAUAUGGAAGAUUUAGGCAUUUCUCCGGAAGAAUUCGAUAAGGCAUGUUCUGAAAGCGAGAAGAAUAUACAUUCCCAAUUCCGGAAGAGCCUAUUUGAGCAGUUAUGGGCUGCAGAUGACUACGAGAUAUUCAAGCGAAUGAUGAUGCAGAAGAAUCUCGAACUCCAGCUCCAAGCUUUGGAUCUUCUUGCUCAUCAGUUUGGCUUACUACCUGAAUCGUUCCUACCAGGAGAUGACUAUGAGCCUUCGCCUCAGGAGAAGAGCAUUAUGGAGACAGUCGUCAAGCGAUACGUCGAAGAAAAUGCAGAAGAAGCUGAUGCAGAUCACCAAUCUGAGCAGAAGGAAGUCAUCCAGGAAACCAAAGCUCGCUUAGAAGAAGAAAGAAAGAGAGAAAUUAAACUUAUGGAAAAAGCAAUAGAAACUUCCUUGCACGAUUCACCGAAAGCAGAAACGGAUGAAAAACCUCUAGAAAUCAUGCAAAGAACAGAAGUGUCUCCUGAAGAAGCAAGACGUAGACAAGAAUAUUUGAAACAACAAAGAGAUAAGUUGUUAGCUCUGAAAAAACAAGAACGAGAGAAGCUGCUUCAGCGAUAUGAAGAAACUUCCCCCAGCAGACCGAAAUCCGCCCGGGCAGCACAAAGAGCAGUUCAGGAAGAGAAAGCCGACUCAACUGUUGAUCCUAAAGUAUUGGCCUUUCGGAAAUCUUUAGCCGCUCGUUUAAAAGCUGAAGUAGUAGAUCAAAAGUAAUCAAAAUAACAGAACAAGCUCGAGUUGACCAUUGCCACUUGCGAACAAAUAUUAUCUAGCAGCUGAACUACAAACAGGAUUUGCUUAUUCCUUUUACAUCUAAAAUAAUGAAUUGUAUAUCAGCAAAAGAACCACUCGCAAUUUAAUAAAUCAACAAAGAGAAGAUUGGAAAAAGAGGAACAUGUAGCUUUUAUAACAUGCGAUAAUAUAAAACACUUUAUAAAAAUAGUCUUUAUUCUGACGAGGAAUACAGUAUUUUAAACUUACAUAAUGUAAGUUCCAAACGAAAUCACUCUAUUUUACUUUAAAUUAAUAUAAAGCUGUCAGCUGUAUUAAAAAUACAUUAGACAAAUAGUUUUAUGCUUUCUCUAACUGCUUUUACUUGCUGGAAUAUGAUGCUGUAAUUCUGGAAAUGUUUUACAAUGGAAAAGUAUGUUCUCUAAGUUCUGAGUUUUGUAAUAUUUGAAAAUUUGCAGAAAUAAAUUAUUUGCACAUAAA